Molecule: messenger RNA, 665 nt
Organism: Lactuca sativa (garden lettuce)
Lineage: Eukaryota; Viridiplantae; Streptophyta; Magnoliopsida; Asterales; Asteraceae
Biological process (GO): embryo development ending in seed dormancy
Source: RefSeq, a predicted model, not a curated record
UCCUCACAUAACAAUAUCUAUCCAAUCAUUCAUAAAAACAACAACUAAUAUGCAGACAGCGAAGAAUGCAGCAGCAUCCGUCAAGGAGACGGCGGCGAACGUGGCUGCCUCCGCCAAGUCCGGCAUGGAAAAGACCAAAGCCACCCUGCAAGAAAAGGGUGAGAGAAUGACUGCACAUGAUCCAACGCAAAAGGAAAUGGCAACAGAGAAGAAGGAGGCGAGGAAGGAUCAAGCCGAGUAUGAGAAGCAAGUAGAGCGUGACCAAAACGCGGUGCAGAGACAAGCGGUGGAGGCUACCGGAACUCACUCAUAUUCCACCACCGGAGCCACCGGUCAUCCCAUGGGAAGCCACCAGAUGUCGGCGUUGCCUGGACAUGGAACUGGACAACCGGCUGGAGAUGUGGUGGAAGGGGUGGUUGGGUCUCACCCGAUUGGUAGGAAUACCGGCACCGGUCAGUCUGUUGCCGGGAAUAACCCAAGAACUGGUGGAGGCGCUGGCGGAUAUGGCACCGGAGGGGCAUACCGUUGAUAGACUCAACGUGGGCUUUUGAUUUGCUUUCUAAUAUAGUUGCAUACUAUUCUUCUAGAGAAGAGAUUGCAGUAUCAAAGUUGGAUUUGAUGUAAAUCUAUGUUUUUUCAUCUAUAUGGAUUAUGUAUUUCUGUUU